Molecule: messenger RNA, 2100 nt
Organism: Clarias gariepinus (North African catfish)
Lineage: Eukaryota; Metazoa; Chordata; Actinopteri; Siluriformes; Clariidae
Gene: lnp1
Product: leukemia NUP98 fusion partner 1
Exons: 5
Coding region: 1-780 (259 amino acids)
Source: RefSeq, a predicted model, not a curated record
AUGGGUCACGGCACAGAAUACCGGGGAGGGGCGUUCCUGGGAUACAGGUCGCUCCACUACCUCAGGGUCUUAAAGUCGGGAGUUCGAGCGAGAGCUCCACACACACCGGCCUCCAAGCUGUCUCUGCGUCUUCUCCCUGCCAUCGUCGUGGACAACGACGAGGACGAUGAUGGAAACUUCACCAACUGGAUGAGCAGCUACUGGGGACACGGAGGCAGAGACGAUCGCACCAAGGAGCGCAAGAGGAGCUUCCAGAGGUCCAGACCCUCCACGUACGACCGGCGAGCUUCACUGCCCUGCACGUCCCAGCUGGAGGCCAUGCGUCUAAAACAUCUUAUGACUCCACCUGACCUGAAGAGCCAUGAGGAGGUGAGAGAGGUCCGGUCCCACCCUCGCGCUCGUCGCGUCUCCUCAGACGAAUACAGAGGAAAUAAAGCUGCAGUGGCAGAGAGUCACAUCAGCACCGUCCCCGAGCUGACCGAGUCCUUCAGGAGGAUGCUGCGCUCCCGUAAACACAGAGUCCCGUCACUGAAUGAUUUGGGUAACGUGUGUCUGAUCUGCCGUGAAGAAAUGUGCGUGAGAGCUGGAGAAACACGAAGAGAAGACCAAGAGCUUCACUGCUCCCAUCAUAAAGAGGUGAGGAGGCUGGAUCAGGGGGCGCGUCCACGAAGCCGGAGUUCUGCUGCUGUAUGUGAAAACAGGAAGGAAGUAGCUGUCUGCAGCGAACAGGAGGACUACCAACUGCCCUGCCAACAUCGGCGUCUACGCAGACAACGCUGAUCCACACCCAGCAACACAAUGCAACAACAUUACUGAAGUAUUAUAACGUAUUUCAAGUCAAAAGUCCUCCUUCAAUCCUUAUUUCAGUGAGGCUUCCUGGUCUGGUUUCCUUGUUUCCUUCCUCGGUUAGUCACCCCUGUUCCUUGGUGUUGCACAGGUGUGAUUAAUUUCUUCAGGGAUCAUUUAGAUGUAGAAUCACAGCUACAUUAAUUCAAGAGGAAAAAAGUCAGCAUUUUCUAUUCCAGUUUUGUGCAUAAAGAUGAAUGCUUGUGUUUAACAGCAGUGGUUUUAGUCAUGAUUGAAAGAUACAUUGAAUUGUGAUUUGAACAAAAUAUUGCAUGAAAAUUGACCCAAAUGUCAAAACAAAUGUAAAAAAUGUUGGUAAGCAGUCAGUGUCGGUGAAGCUUCUCAGUCACCCAGGUGAGAUUAUCUGGGAGUCGAGUCAUGUCAAGUGGACUUCUUUUUCCUUGUCAGGGAGAUACGUUUCACUACUCAUCCCAAGUAGCUUCUUAGAUCUAAGGUAAGUUGGAAAGUUCCUCAUAUUAGAGACCUCCAGGGUCAAAGGAUCCUCCCCUGUGUGAAAAGGCUCAUUACAUGAACAAUGAACAAGGUGAGGGUGGUUAGAGAGUAGGGGGCGGGAGCUGUUAGGAAGAACCGGCAAUAGAGAGAGAGAGAGAGAGAGAGAUUAGGGAGAGUCGUUAAGGUGUAACGACAAGAGACAAUUAGGGAAGUCCUGUAGAUGUGGCUUUCCUGGUAUAUGCGUGAAGACGUCUUGAUCUUCCCGGGGAUGGAUGAAAGGGCAGCAUGAAAAAUAGGAGACAGCGUGUGUCUGAGACAACCACCUCUGUUUAGAGAAGGAGUUUUCACUUUUACCCCUAUCUCGAACCAUCUAUCCUCUCUGUCCAAAACCUGUUCAUACUCGUCCUCAAGAGUGUGUCCUUUGUCCUUCAGGUGAAGAUACAUUGCUGGCUGAUUCAGGCCCUGGAGGACAAAGGACAGUGGGCUUUCACAGAAGCCACAUGAUGAUAUUUAUUUAAGUUUUUUCUUUCUUUUUUUUUAAUACCUAUUCUAAUUUCCUCCUCAGUAUGUAAUCCAGUCCUCCUCUUCUCUUACUCUUUUUAAAGAUGAUCAAUAACCCUGCUGCAUUUUUACACUAUUUUACUAAAAUUGAAAUUUGUUUCCUUUUUUUACACAACUACACCAUCUAUCACUUAUUCUACAUAAUUAUGUGUUAUUUGUAAAUAUUCAUUGUAUUUCACAUGUACUGUUGGUGAUGACUUGGUAUUUUGCAGCCGUAUAUUUAUUUAAACCCAUUUUUAA